Molecule: messenger RNA, 1216 nt
Organism: Helianthus annuus (common sunflower)
Lineage: Eukaryota; Viridiplantae; Streptophyta; Magnoliopsida; Asterales; Asteraceae
Product: putative RNA methyltransferase At5g10620
Exons: 1
Coding region: 572-1147 (191 amino acids)
Biological process (GO): rRNA processing
Molecular function (GO): methyltransferase activity
Source: RefSeq, a predicted model, not a curated record
GAUAAUAUGUAAAUAUCAGCCCCAAGCCCCCAAGCCCCCUAAAUGGUUUGAUAAUACGAAGAGACUAGCUUAUCUUUGAGGCUGAACUGAUCAAUCUUGCAUCCACGCAAUUUUUGUGGAUUUUGGAAGCGGUUUUAAUCCGGUUAUUCUCUGUGGAUUGCCAUAGAAAUCGGAGCUCGAACCUAGUCAAGGUCUUGUAGAUGAACAGAUUAUCCAUUCUGUAAGUAUUUGCUAUCUGCACGCUAUGUGUUCGACGAAAUGCCUACAACAAAGGUUGCUUUUAACUUCAUACCAGCACACAAUCCUGCACCUUAAUUUUUUCUUUAAAUCUUGUAUUCGUAUAAUACAUAUCAACUGAACACAUUUGUACUGGUAAUUUGUCAUCGGAUAUCAAUACUUGAUCUUAACCCGAACCUGUAGCUCUUCAGCUUUGCAAGAGUUAAGAGUUUUUGUGGGACUGUUUUCGCCACUUGGACCCGUGAUACACCGGUCGCAAGUUAGGAAUAAAAGGGAUUCUUUAACCUCUAUGUAAGUUUUAGUCUGUUUAUAUUGUGGUGAAGAGAAUUAGGAAAUGGCUAUGUAUAUGAUGAGCGCGGUCAACAUAAAGAACAACCAAGUUCCUAAUAUGGGUACUAAAACUAGAGGAUCCAAAUACGCUGGUCAAUCCAUAAAACCACUCCCAAUCCACAUCCUAACAGUUGGUAAGACCAGAUCACCAGGAGUUCAAUUGAUAGUCAAGGACUAUAUAGACAAGCUCAAACCUUACUGCCCGGUGCAUGACCUUCGCAUCAAAUCGAACCCCAAGAAUUCAACUGAACCAAGGGUCCAGAUUGAAAACGAAGAGACGGGUUUCAUGAAUUUUAUUAAGUCAGAUGAUUGGGUGGUGAUGUUGGAUGAGAAUGGGAAGGACUUGAGGUCAGAAGAAAUGGCGGAUAUGAUCGGGGAUGCUGGAAACAAAGCAAGUGGUUCGAGAUUGGUGUUUUGCAUUGGAGGAGCUUACGGGCAUGGAUUGAAACUAAGGGAGAGAGCCAAUGUGAAGGUUAAGUUGUCGUCGUUGGUACUUAAUCAUGAGAUUGCAUUGGUUGUGCUUGUUGAGCAACUUUAUAGAGCUUGGACUAUUCUCAAAGGUCAAAAAUACCAUCACUAGAUGCGCAUCUUGGUUCAGAUCUUUUACUUUUGAACAUUCAUUAAUAAUGUAGAUAUCCCAUCUUGAAUG